AUGCCUCUCGUCGUCCCCGGCGUCACCACCAGCUCCAACAGCGAGACUGAAAAGUGGCAGAACAAGCUGGUCGGCAAGAAACUCUCCGACGGCGAGCACGACGAAACCAACUUUUGCGUCAAGGACCUGCCCGAGGAGCACCGCGUCAUCGCGCCGGGCCAGCUGGUGACGCGGGACUUGAAGGAGAACCGGCUGAACAUUCACCUGGCGGACGAUGGCACGGUGACGCAUGUGGAGCGCGGAUGA
Messenger RNA from Ustilaginoidea virens, 246 nucleotides. RefSeq lists its product as uncharacterized. The transcript is spliced from 2 exons. The record is from RefSeq and is a predicted model, not a curated record. NCBI's taxonomy places the organism in Eukaryota, Fungi, Ascomycota, Sordariomycetes, Hypocreales, Clavicipitaceae. The coding region runs from base 1 to 246 and encodes 81 amino acids.